UUGCUGGCAGCGAUGUGUACCUGGUGCUGCACCACGCUUUUCACAUGCCCUCAUCACCGUACCUACAUAUCAGCGAAUCGACGCAUGUGCAGCAACAUGAAGCACUGCUCCUGAAUUUGAAAUAUGUAAUCGCCAUGGCGUGGUUUGCACACACACAGUAGUAUGUAAUAUGCUGCGUUGUGUAUCUGCAACGUCGUGUGUGCUUGCUGCUCGCCCAGCGGCAGAUUCAGCCGGCGAUUCCAUCUCGCAUCAUGAAACUACGCCAGCAUGGCAUCAGAUGCUUUGGCUGCUGCUGUGCCACCAGGCCAUCAUCAUCAUCAUGACUCUCUCUCUCGGCCGUUUUGGCCGAGUUCCGUCAGGGGAGAGAGCAAGAGAGCCCCAUCCAAACUGUGGCCAAGAACUGGAUGGAAAGGUGCUCCGUUUUCCUGUUGCCAUCGUCAGCAUAGCAGCGACUUGGUCUGCCAAUUAGGGGCCCCCAUCCGCCAAAACCAAGGAAAUUCCUGCGGUGCGCCUUUUUGUCGUGAUUUUGGGUGCGUCGUGCUGCCCCCACCGCCCAAACUAACGUCAUCCGGUGCUGCUGCGUUAGCGGUUUA
This is a messenger RNA of Trichoderma asperellum CBS 433.97, 593 nucleotides long. Lineage: Eukaryota; Fungi; Ascomycota; Sordariomycetes; Hypocreales; Hypocreaceae. The record is from RefSeq and is a predicted model, not a curated record.